AUGGCAUCAUCUAAGGCUUCUAUCUUCUCCUUCCUUCCUCUUUACAACCUACUUUCUGCUUCUGCCUGGGCUUAUGUCCUAUAUCAAGUCGUGACCCUUUACCCAAAGAUCGGUCAACCAAGUUUCUUUAUUGCUACCAAGGAUUUAGUCACGUACGUUCAAUGCGGUGCUAUAAUUGAAGUCACAAAUUCUUUGUUUGGAAUAGUCCGUGCUCCGCUAGUGACCACUGCUGCUCAAGUGGCCUCUCGACUCUUGGUAGUCAUCGGUAUCUUCCAGUAUGUGCCGGAAGCAGAAAAUGCGCAUAAAAUAUAUUACAUCACGUUGUUGUCGGCAUGGUGUAUUGCUGAAAUAGUGAGGUACAUGUUCUACUUCUUCAACUUGGUGGCUCAAGCGCCUACUGUACUUGUUGUAUUGAGAUAUAACAUGUUUUACGUGCUAUAUCCAUUGGGCGUCGGCAGCGAAUUGUUCAUAAUUUAUUCUGCAUUGCCGUUGGCUGAAGCAAAAUACAAUAUCUUGUACAAGUAUUUCUUAAUUGCAGGUAUGCUAGCCUACAUUCCAGGGUUCCCGGUGCUAUUCUCACACAUGGUUGCCCAAAGAAGGAAGGUCAUGAGAUCCUUGAACGGUGAUAAACGCAAAUCUGCAUGA
Messenger RNA from Kluyveromyces lactis, 645 nucleotides. It is a transcript of the gene PHS1, whose product is annotated as enoyl-CoA hydratase PHS1. Gene Ontology annotation, biological process: very long-chain fatty acid biosynthetic process; fatty acid elongation; sphingolipid biosynthetic process. The coding region runs from base 1 to 645 and encodes 214 amino acids. Gene Ontology annotation, molecular function: 3-hydroxyacyl-CoA dehydratase activity. NCBI's taxonomy places the organism in Eukaryota, Fungi, Ascomycota, Saccharomycetes, Saccharomycetales, Saccharomycetaceae. The transcript has a single exon. Gene Ontology annotation, cellular component: endoplasmic reticulum membrane. The record is from RefSeq and is a predicted model, not a curated record.